Molecule: messenger RNA, 1523 nt
Organism: Drosophila erecta
Lineage: Eukaryota; Metazoa; Arthropoda; Insecta; Diptera; Drosophilidae
Exons: 2
Coding region: 467-1408 (313 amino acids)
Source: RefSeq, a predicted model, not a curated record
GUUUGGCCCAGAAAGGACAUGGGAUCGCAGAUCACCGUCGGGUUAGCUUUGGUAGUUAACGUGAAGUGUGUUCCCCGUGUCGUCCCACGAAAUUUUAGGUAUCACGCAGGAUCAGUCAAGAAGUGCUCACUACCUUAAGCUGUUCGUGUGGCGACUGUACACACUGUACUCAGAACGAAAUCAACCUCGAGAAAUUUUUAGCUCUUGAAAAAUCCACCUGUUCAAAAUUAGUAACUAUAAAAGACUCUGUUAAAACCAUCAGCAAAUGGCACUCAUAUAUUUAAAGACAUACUUUUCUUUGCUAGCCUUUCAUAUGGUUUUAUGGUUUCUUCUCUUUAGUAAUCGAAGUUUCUUUGUAAUUGAAGUCACUAAGGCCCAGUUGUUGAACACACGUAUUUUCUACAUUCGUAUAGUUGAAUCACACUAUAAAGACAAGAGACAUCUACAGUAAAUCCCACAGAAUACUAUGCAUUGGCAUGGAGUCCUCCAAGCAGUCCUCCUGGCCAUAACAUCGAUAGUCAUUUUAUGGACACAAGAAGUGUUUAGCUUGCCACUGGCUCCGCCCGAUCCGCAGUCACUUCCAAGCGGCAAGGUGGAUGUUCCGGCGGAGAGAGCUCCGAGGCAGGUCAAGCCAGAUCAGUUCGAUAUUUUCAAGAUGGAUCGAGGCUCCAAUAACCAAAUGCAGCAAAAAUCUGACGGCUUCAGAGUUUUCGCAAAGAAACAGCAGGACGACUAUCGUCGUAAGGAUGGCCACAAUGCAAGCAGUGUGCCACCAUUUACUGUGACCAAAGAGAGCACUACUGCUCCUAAGAAAAUCUAUAAAGGCGGAAUUCGACUAUUUGCUUCCCCACAAGACGCAGAAGCUCCACCUGCCGACGCAGGUGCUGGAGCUGGAGACCCAGGAGCUGCAGGCGCAGGUGCCGCAGGAGGAGCCGCUGGAAAUGGAACAGCCAAAGAGCUGACCGUGAGUGUGCAAAAAUACGUUACCAACCAAUAUGGGGAGAAAGUGUACAAUGCUUGGGGCGUCACCUUCGGCCACCAAUUCCUCGACACCCGUUUCGGCCCGGACCAUCAUGAAAAAGCUCAAAUGAAAGUGAAUCCGCACCCGAUUACGAACUACUACCCAAAAAUGGUGAACCUGACCACAGUCUGCUUGAACAGAUCGACCAUCUACAACGAGAUUAAGGUCGCCAACUGGCUGAUGCGCCACGUCUACAGCAGGAAGAAGAAAGUGCGCCCCUUCUUUUCCUCCCUGCGCCAGCAGCUCUACGAGAAGGGGCACUCGGAGCAGUGCCACAAUGAGUCCUACACUGACUGGUUGGAGUACCAAGAGUGCGCCAUUAGACGCAACCAGCGCAUGGAGUACUUCAUCCCCAAGUAUCCGCUGCACCAACUGGCCAUUAACUGAGCUCAUCCACGCACUCAAUCAAAUUUCAGUUAGAUACUGAUCAUGGUUAAUCUUUGUAAUUCGAGUAAAUCUUUGUUAUGCCAUAGGACUGAUUUACGAUCUUUCCCUUCAUAAA